Molecule: messenger RNA, 1659 nt
Organism: Effrenium voratum
Lineage: Eukaryota; Dinophyceae; Suessiales; Symbiodiniaceae
Source: the annotation of a GenBank genome assembly
AUGAGCUUGGCGCCGCCGGUGGUCCCAAACCCGGAGAGCUUCACUUUGGUGGCAGAGGGUGAGCUCGUGAAGGAGGUGGCCAAGCCCGCGAAGGCCAAGGAGGAUAAGGCUUCGGCGGACGAGCUGGGACCCCUGCCGGCGAAGGAGCGGACGACGCUCACCACGCCUGUCACCGAGCUGCCGGACAAGGAAGAGAUCACUGCCGCGCAGGCGGAGAGGAAGCCCAUCAAGGGCAUCCCCGCCGUGGAGUUCCGGGCGCGCUGCGACCUCAUCUUCGAGAAGUACGACAAGGACAAGGAUGAGGUCCUUUCCUUCGAGGAGCUGUGCUGCCUCAUGGAGGCGGGGGGCCGGCGCAUCGAGGAGUACGACGCCUACGCCUCGCUGUGCCAACGCUUGGACUGCGACGCCCGCGUGGGGCUCACCCGCAAGGAUGUGUACAAACUCUUUGAGAAGGCGCCCCAGGCAGUCUGGGAAGAGGUGUACCGAUCUAUCAACCCGCUGGCGCAAAUGGUGAAGAAGGGUGCGGACAGGCUACCUGACACAUUCCUGGAGCGCCCCAUCACAGAGUUCCUCUUCGAGGAUGAGGAGAUGUCCAUGCAGGCGCAGAUGCUCAGUGAAGCCAUGCAGCUCGGACGAGGUCUCGGAUCGCUGUAUGGCCUCUUCUUGCUGAGCCGCCGCGGCAAAGAGGAGCUGGCGGAGGUGGUGAAGGCGUCGAGGAAGAGCCAGCUUUGCGAGGAGGACAAGCGGGAGCGGUCCCGUUCCGACACCGCGAGUACCGCCAGCUCUGACGGAUCCUUCCACGCGGAACACGUGGACGACGCACUUGAGGUGGAUGCGAGCGCCUUUGAGGAGAUCUCGGAGACCUUCAGAGCUCCCCCGGGGCUCUGUGACCAGUGGGCCACGCUGCCGCUGCCACUGCGACCACAUCUGCUGUCGCUUCUCAGCAGUCGGCGCAGCAGGCAGCGGCUGCGGCUGGUGGAGCAGCAGAGCGGCGCCCAGCUGGCGCUGGACCACGUGUGGAACGUCCUCCACAUCUCCGGAUCGCCGGCAAGCAUUUGGGAGGCGCAGCAGCAGCUGGAGGUCAUGGAAGGCUUCACGGUGGACAUCUCCUGCGCCAUGUGGACCGAGCUGAUGCGCGGCCGGGGGAAUGAGGAUGCCUCGCCGCUCUGCUUGAGCAAAGUGCAAGAACAGGUGGGCCACCGUGUGCAUGUGGAGCGCGACGCUUGGGCUUUGCGGGUCUUCGCCCCGCGCAGCGCGGAGCCGCAGGUGACGACGCUCAUCCGGAGGCUGGCGGCACGGUUCGCCAGCGAGACCUUGGAGCUGCCCGAAAAUGCCGAUUGGAAUCUGAUCAAGAAGCUGCAGCGCAGCAGCCUGACCCUCCGCGUGGAGCCUGGGCGUGUGGAGUUGGCGGGGCUCAAGGAGGAGGUGCAGCAGGCAGCCAAGGAGCUCACGGUGCGGAUUGUCUUCGGCGUGGUCUCCGUGGAGGUCACCUUCCAGAGCGUGGACGAUCUUCGAGCGCAGCUCGGCCUGCCUGAAACGCCUCAACCCAAGACCUCGCGAGCGCCUCCUCUGGCCGUGCCGCGUCCUGCCGGAGGCUCAGAAUUCAAGGACCAGGUCUGCUACGUCUGCGAAGACUCUUCUGAGCUCCGCUUCGGCUGA